UAUUGAACGUACAGCGUGGCAUUCACGCGCAGGAACGCAGCAAAGCUGAGCACGUGCGCUUUGCGAAAACUGCGACAGUGUUUCGUUAUAGAACUGAACGAUGUACUCGUGUGUCUCCCUAAUACUUUUCGGUCUUUUCGCACAAGAAAUCAGGGGAGAAAUUCCUUCGGAAAACACCAGUGAAGGUGCCUUCUUUUCCUACAAUACAGAGUCUUCUUAUGCAGCAUUUGAGGCAUGGCGAAUACCUGGAGAGCUAUCAUUCCUUUUCAAAACUAACAAGCCCACUGCCAUUCUCGCUUACCAAGGUGACGGCAACUACAAAUACUUCGAUUUGUUCCUUGUCCAAGGAAAGCUCCGCGCGCGGGCAAGAUUUAACACCUGCAGACUAAGACAACUGAUAGUUGAUGGAAACUUCUCUGAUUCUCUUUGGCAUAGAGUUCGCUUGACAAGAGGGAAUGAAGAAGUCACCCUAACUGUGGAUGGAUGUAAAACAGAAUCUUCUCCCUGCCAAUUUGCCGCUUCUGUUUCACAAGACUGGAAAAUUCUCUACGUGGGUAAUAUUCCAUUGCAUACCAUUUCUCUUGAUCUGGCAAAUCCACAAAGCGGCGUCGAAUUAAUUGAAUUCCAGGGUUGCAUUGGUCAUGUGACUCAAACUACACCUGGACACAGUCCCAAGCCAUUAGCACUGCUUCAUAGCAAUUUGACUGGUGCCAACUGUCAGAGUGAAUGCAGUUCUGGCGGGAAAUGUGAUCCAAUUGCUGACGUUACCAUGAAAGAAUGCGAAUGUCCCGGAUACGGAAAUAGAGCAGUGACCUGCAGGCGUUACUUAGCCCUUCCCAAAGCGAAUUUCAGUGAUUCAGCCAAAGUUAGCGCUUCGCCUUUAUCUCCCUCAACAUCUCUGGGCUUCUCUAGCAAAAUCACGCCUACCGUUUUAUCCAAGGGCGAGAUGAUUGUGAAAGCCACGUCUUCAUCUAAAAUAAGUUGGAGGUCAAGCAUAACCCGUUUCCAGUCAGCGACGACGCAUGCACGAGAAACUCCUAAAGUGGAAGGGCAACAUGCCGACAAAGCAGUUGUGCGUCAUUCGCACUCGGUUCCAGGUCUCUUCAACCGUUCACAACAUCUUGUCACAACUCACACGAGCUCGCUUCCGCCAACAGUACUGUUCCCCAGCUCAGCAGGAGUUCCUCUUGGCAGUUCUGUCAAUGAUAAUACCUCGGCUGUGAUGGCAAAAAAGAACAGUGCUUUACUAAGUCUCGGAUCAUGGGUCUUCGUUUACUUUGCAGUGACUACGUCAAUUGCCAACACCCUUAUAAAUCUGUAAAUACUUCAAUAUUUGUGUGGUAGCUCUGCUCGUCUGAUAGGUUUUAAACAAUGGAUUUAGUAACUAAAUAACUUUUCAGCAAGAUGUACUGAAGCCGAAAAUUUUGAAGGUGAUUAAAUUCAUGGGAAGCAUAAUUCAAGUGAGGAUAUUGUCUUCGUGUCCGAAUGAGCCCAAACACCAAAGACAUUCUGAUACUCAUGGCCCAAUCAUGGAUGAGAUGAAUCAGUUUCAAACAUAUCUUUCUUUUGCUUGUCGAUAUGGUGGUAAUUCAAUAAUGUAAAAAAAACUGGAGUAUUUGUCUUGAUCCUCGAGAAAACUUGCUGAAAUGUCGCUGGUUUUGAUGUCGCUGAGCAAGAGAAGAAGUUGUCUGACGACCUCUUAUGGCCCAGAUGUGAAUGAACGAAAUUUGACAUUGUAAGAUCAGAAGUUAGGACGGGCAUUAACAUGAACAAGAAUUCUUCGAGGAAAAGAGAACGUCAAUAAUUAAAAAUCCUUUCGGUUGA
Messenger RNA from Pocillopora damicornis (cauliflower coral), 1824 nucleotides. RefSeq lists its product as uncharacterized. NCBI's taxonomy places the organism in Eukaryota, Metazoa, Cnidaria, Anthozoa, Scleractinia, Pocilloporidae. The record is from RefSeq and is a predicted model, not a curated record.